CAUAAAUGUUGUGUGAUUUUCUAUAAGACAGUAUAGGGAAAUUGCAUGUAUAACCUUCAAAAAAUUAAACAGCAUUUAUGUCCGGUACUGUAUCUACAGAAGCCCGGUUGGUUCACUUUCUAAUGUGUCACAGUGGCGCCGUUUCUCGUCAACUUUUAAACUAGUUGAGAAACAUCCUUGAAGAAACUGAACCUCCGCAGCCAUUUUGGCGAUGAACAACCAAAAAGGAGAGUGGUUAUUUUAUACAGUUUCGAGAUAUAACAAGAAUUUUUGAGGUAGUAUACAAUAAAUGAACUAAACUCGAAAAAAUAAAUUCUAUUUUUAAAUUUCAUCCUGUAGAAUUUUCAAUAUUUAAUUAAGUGAAAUGUGUGAUCCAGCGAGUGCAGCUAUACAUUUACCGAUGAAUACUGACGAUGAUGUUGAUGAGCCAAUUUCCUGCAGUGACAACGAUGUUCUUUUUCAAAAUAAACAAAAUAAAGUGAAUUCCCUACACAGUACCGAGUAUUAUAAAAUAACGUAUAAUACUGAUCGAAAAUCAAAUUUAUUAUCAAAAAAAAAUAUAAAUGACCAAGCUGCUGUACAUGAAUUGGAUUCAACACAUAAUAGUAAUAUGAGAAGCUCUAAAGAUCACAAUUAUAGUGAUACAUUAAAAUAUGAAAAAACUGAAAAUAUCUCAUACAAAAUAAAAAAAGAAUAUAGUUCUCAAUCGGGUGUGAUUGGUAAAAAUAUUUCAUCAUCAUCUUCUCUUAAAACUAAUAAAUCUUUAUUUGAAAUAAAAAAUAUAAAUGAUUUAAAAAAGGUGUUGCCAAAAGUAAAAUUGUUGAAUGAUCAAAUUGAUACAUUGAAUGAUUUGAGUAAAACGCAUAUGUCAAAACCGGUUAACAAUUUUAUGACAUCAGAAGUGACAAAUCAAAAAUAUAAAUUAAAAGAUUACUGUCGUACAUGUGCUGGUUUAAAAAUACCUUUAGUUGAUAUUUUUAGUGAAAAAGGUAUUCAAAUGAGAUUAAGCCAACAAAUGAAACAUUUGGAAAAUAUCGAAGAGCAUGAUAAUUUAUCUACACAAAUGUGUAUGGACUGUAUCUGUGAUCUAAAGAUGAGUUACAAAUUUUUUAUGCAAAUAAAAAAAGCGCAAGUUAAAUUGAAGUCGAUUUAUGAAUCUUCAAAUUUACAAUUAUCAUCUAAUGCUGAAUAUAGAUCUACAACACAAUCUUUAAAAUUUAAUCACUCUGAAAAAACGUUCCUAAGAAAUAAUGAUAAUUUGAACGUCUAUAGUGAAAGAACUAAUGAAAAUGAAUCAUUAUCAAGUUUAAAAAAUAAUAAUGAUUCUAUACAAAUAGAAAAUAAAAAGCAAUUAAAACAACUGUAUGAAGUUUCACAAAAUAAUAGUGGAUAUGAUUCAAUAGAAGAAUUUGAUCCCGAUGAUACUCUAAUUCAAACAGAAACUAUAGAAUCAGACACUUUGGCAAUAGAUAAUGAUGAUAUUAAAAAUCCAAAGUGUGACAAAGUUGUUUACAUUAAAGAAAAUUCUUGUUCUCUUGAAACAUCUAAAAGAAGUAAUGAAUUCGACACAAGCACAGGAGAUACAACGAUAUACCAAUAUGAUACAGAAUUAGAUACUUAUAUAAAAUUGAAUUCAUUUGAAGGUGUUUCUAAAAUGAAAAAUGUCUAUGAAGUUGAUUCAUCUCAAUUAUUUUCUGUUUCGUCUGAAAUGCCUAAAAAUACUGAAAAUUUUCAAACUGUAAAUAAUGAAAUAAAAGAAAUUUCAAAACAUCCAAGUAUAUUAAAAAGGAAAAUAUUAGUCUGUGAUAAACCAACAAAUUCAAUGAAUAUAAACCAACAUGAUAAUGAAUUGCAAGUUAUCAAUAAAGAAGCGAAAAUUCAUAAAUUAAAUACAUUAAAUGUAUCACCGUCAGAUGAGCAAGGAAUAAUGUAUGUUACUGUAAAAGGAUCUAAACCAAAUGAAUUAUUAUUAGUGAAAGUUAAAAAAAUGGAUAAAGCUGAUGAAAAAAAAGAUGAUAAUAAUUUACAUAAAAAAGUCACUGACACAAAAAUUAUAGACAAAACUUGUGGAUUUAAAAAUAUUAUUUUUAAAGAUAAAUAUAAUAUUCGAUCAAAAGAAUUAGAAAAUCGCGGUGCGAUAAUUGAAGAACAAAUUGAAGAAUAUAAGAAAAAACGUGAGAAAAUUCUUGGUGGUAUUUCUAAUAGUUCCUCAUCUGAUAUAAAUAAUACAUGUGUAGAACCAAAAAGUUAUGAAAAUCAGCAAUCCCAAAUUUUAGAUUCAAACAAAAUAACUUUACAUAACGAAGAGUGGGAAUUAUUAGAAAACAUAAAUGAUCAAUCAGAUAAUGAUAUACUUUAUUUAGAUAAUAAUUUAAAUACUACUGAAAAAAUAGAACAAAAUAUCACAGAAAAAUAUUUAGGUUCAUCAGUAUUAAAUCAAAAAUUAGAUCAGAUGAAAAAUAAAAAAUUAAUUUGCCAAAAAGUAGUUGAUGAAUCAACCAAUUCAGACAACAGCAUUGAAAAGUUAUCUCGUCUAUUAGGAGAAAGAGAAAAAAAUUUACAACAUUUUCAAGACUAUCUUAAACAAAGAAAAAUAAUUAUUAACAAAUUAAAGGAUAAUGACAUAUUAUCAUUGUAUGAAAACAGUACUUUUAAUGAUAUUGAAUCAAGUAAUGCUACUACAAUUUCACAAAAUGCUAUUUUAGAUUUUCGAAAUGAAGUAGAUUCGACUCAAGAAAGUAUUUUUGACUGCGACUAUUGUCUAAAUACAUUCAAAACUCGUGAAACUCUUGAAGAACAUUUCAAAAUUCAUGAUUAUAAACUUUUUUAUUUUUGUGAAGAUUGUAAUAGUGAAUUUUUAACUAAUAAAGCUAAACGAUCUCAUAGUAUUACUUGUUUGAAGAAACUAAUUUGUAAUUAUUGCAAUUUAAUGUUAGAAUCAAAAGGAAAAAAACGUCAACACGAACAAAAACAUUGUGAUGCCAUUUAUGGUCAACUUUGCGAUGUAUGUGGUGAAAAAUUUAAGCAUCAAGGGACAUUAGAUCAACAUAUUAAAACACAGCAUAUGAGUUGGGAAAAAAUUUUUCAAUGUCCUAAAUGUCCUAAAAAAUUUGCUUUUAAACAAAAAUUAACAUUUCAUGUUAAAUCUGUUCAUACUACUUUGAGAGCAUAUUUGUGUGAAGAUUGUGGCGCUGAUUUUAAAAAUCCAGCUUCUUUAAGACAUCAUCGGAUAAGAAAACAUCAACCAACGAGUAAUAAACGUGAAUGUCAGGUGUGUCAUAAAUUAGUUCCAUUUUAUAGUCUUUCUAAACAUAUGUAUACACAUAAAGCGUACACAAUUAAAUGUCCACAUUGUGAUAAAAUGUUUAAAAAUUCAUCAACAUUAAAACAACAUUUACGUAUUCAUGAAGAUCAACGACAAUAUAGAUGCGAUACUUGUGGUGUUGGGUUCAAUCGACGAGAUGGAUUAAGAUUGCACAUGCGAGUUCAUCAAAAAUCUGAUAGCCGUGCUCUUAAAGAAUGUUCAUGUCAGAUUUGUUCUGAAAAGUUUCCAAAUCAUUCAAUGCUUGUUAUUCAUCGAAAUCGUGUUCAUAAAGAUGGAAAACAAUAUACGUGUCAUAUUUGCAACAGAUCAAUGCUUUCUACGAGAUCCUUAGAAUGGCAUAUGUCUCACAUUCAUAAUGAAAUACCAGUGGGAAUGGCAGAUGAACAGUCAGAUGUUAUUAUUGAAAAGAAAAGAGUAUCUUGUAACCACUGUAAUAAAACUUUUAAAACAGAAAUGAUAUUGCGAACUCAUAUUAAGAAUACGCACAUGGAAAAAAAUCCAGUUAAAUGUGCAGAUUGUGAUUUAAAAUUUACAUCAGAAGUAAGAUUAAGACAUCAUAUGAUGAUUGCACAUAAUCGAUUAGAAGGUACAUUAACAUGUCCUCAUUGUCCGAAACGAUUUGUGAAUCAAUUACGAUUAAAAACUCAUAUGAUAUCGCAUUCAGAAGAACGACCGUAUACAUGUGAAAUAUGCGGCUUUAAUUUGAAAACAAAAAUUCAAUUGAUAAAACAUCAUCAAAAUAGACAUAGUGAUGAACGACCUCUUCAAUGUCGAUAUUGUCCUUGGCGAUGUAAACAAGUUAGUGCACUUGUUUGCCAUGAACGAACUCACACUAACGAAAGACCAUAUUCUUGUAUUGUGUGUAAGCAGCGUUUUAAAUAUCUAGGUGAUAAAAACAAACACGAGAGAAGACAUGAGAGCCUUGGAGGGUCAGGAUUCAAAAGAAUCGUCGCAGGAAGAAAUAUUAAGAAUAUUCGAAACAGUCAUCAUGAUGUAGGAGAAACAACUUCCGUUUCUGAUCAAGAACAAAUGGAUUUACAAGAAGGUGAAUACGAUACAAAUACAGAAGCCGAUUUAACAAUGGAGCGACAUUAUGGAAUAGAAGCAAAUGAAGAAUUUGAAAAUAAGUAUAAUGUCGAAAAUCAAGAAAUAAUUAAAUUCGAAGCUGAAGAAAAUAUUAAAGAAGAUUAUGAUCACACUACAAAUUAUGAACAACAAGAAUUUGAAGAAACGUCGCAAGAUGCUUCUGAAGCUGCUGAUGUGAUAAUGAGUAUAGAAGAUACAGCAGUAUAUACUGAAGAAGUCACUGCUGAUAAUAUCGAGCAUGCAGAAAUGAUAUCGAAUCAAAUUUUACGGACAGGUACUGUAGUGCAUUUACAACAGCAAGACGAUACUGGAAAAAUUCAAAUGAUUCCAGUUAUGCUAUCUUUGCCUGAUUUAACUGAUGAUAGUACUACAGAAGUUAAUUUAAGUUCUGCAUCAAUAGUGUAUGAUAGUUAGGGAAUUUUUAUUUUUAUUUUUGGACACAAUUUUUUAAUAUAUAUACAUAUAUAUGUAUGUAUAUAUAUGUAUAUAUAUGUAUAUUUCAGUAGUCACCCAUAUUACAACUGUUAAUUUUCUUUUUAUUAUUAUAAAAACUAUGAUAAGAGUUUCCGGAGUUGAUUUUGAUUUCAAUUAAUUGAUACUAAUUAUGAAUAAUUUUGUGAAUUUGUCGUACGUUUAAAAUUUGAAUAAAAAACAAUUAUUCUUCAUAAUACUAUAAAUAUGCAUGUACAUCUGUGUAGAAUAAUAUUUUAUAUCAUAGUACAUACAUAUAUGUUAUGUUAUAGUUAUUU
Chelonus insularis is the source of this 5160-nucleotide messenger RNA. RefSeq lists its product as uncharacterized. Bases 365 to 4825 code for a protein of 1486 amino acids. Gene Ontology annotation, biological process: regulation of DNA-templated transcription. NCBI's taxonomy places the organism in Eukaryota, Metazoa, Arthropoda, Insecta, Hymenoptera, Braconidae. Gene Ontology annotation, molecular function: DNA-binding transcription factor activity, RNA polymerase II-specific; zinc ion binding; RNA polymerase II cis-regulatory region sequence-specific DNA binding. The transcript has 4 exons. The record is from RefSeq and is a predicted model, not a curated record. Gene Ontology annotation, cellular component: nucleus.